GUGUUUCAUUGUGGCCGUGCAGUUUUGUUUGGAGAAUGGACUGAGCAUGCCACCUUAUUUUGGUGAUUAAUGCUUAAUAUCAAGUAAUUAGCUACGAAAUAUUUAUUUAUGAUAUUUUGACAGCAGAUAUGUAAAGCGGAGGAUGUAAACGGUAACCAACAUCAUACAGCUGAAGACAUUCCUUUCAAACUCAGAAAAUAAAAAUGGCUUUUAGGAGAGAUCGAAACCUCAGAGAUAUUUAUGAGGAACGGUUUCCUCCAGAAAGAGGGGGUCCAUUUCCAAGAGGGGGCCAAGGAGAAAGGAGACCUCCCUUCGGGCGGCCGGAUGAGGAAUAUGGCCGUGGUUUUGAUUAUGAUGGCCCUCGGUUUUACCCGAAUGGUGCCCCUUGUAACUACCCUAGAGAAGAUCAAAGGGGUUAUCAUGGAGACCGCCAUCACUCAUUUCAAAAUGAGCACAGGGGUGGGCCACCUUCUCGAAGGGAAGACUUCCCAUACUACAGAGGCCCGAGAGAGGACCCCCAUGCUGGCCGUCAUAUGGACUUUAGACAGGGCAAUCGAGCAUGUCCUCCCUCAAACGCUCGAGCCCAGGGUUCUUACCCAGCACCCAAGUCUCUUUCUACAGUGGGCCCUGAUGCUGGAGAUGACACCCUAGUGCAAGCCAUAAUGAACCUGGAUCAGGGGGAUGAGCGAGACAACUUGAGACGAAAGGCUCCUUUUCCUCCAGUACGUGAGCGUUCUCCAGUUCGGCGUGACAUCCCCCCUUCCCCCCACAGUCGGGGGUCCAGCAUCAGCAGCCGCAGCUACUCGCCAGAGCGGGGCAAAGCGCACCCCUUCCCGCCCCAGCAGGGGAAAAACAAGGAAAGGCCCCCCGGCCCCUCCGUAAGUGCAUCACAGGACGGAUCGCCUCAUAGUUCCGUAUCAGCCUCUAAGGAGGACAUGCCAUUGGUGGAAGGGCCCUCAGAGGAAGCUCGGCCCGCUAUAGAUGAAACCGCCUCCGUCAUGGAUGACUUUCAGGAGCGACGAGCUCAAGCUGUUGCUGCAAAGGCUCAAGAAAUUGAGAAGGUGUACCGUCAGGACUGCGAGACGUUCGGCAUGGUGGUGAAGAUGCUGAUGGCCAAGGAUCCCAGCUUGGAGAAACACCUGCAGAACCCUCUAAAAGAGAAUCUGACUGAGAUCCGUGAGCGAUGCCUCGAGGACCUUCAACACUUCAUUGCUGAACUCGAUGAGGUCAUACGUCAGCCUGAACCUGCUGUCUGAGGUGAUACCAUUUCACUCGACCUGCAGUUUUGAUUUUGUAAACUCUGAACCCACACAAGCCCCUCAUUAUUUUUGAUUUAAUACAUUUAAGACCCUGGACUUUGUACGUUGAGAACUCUGACUCUACCUAAAAUAAAUCCUCCUGGUCUGAAAGGAUGUGGGACAUGGAAAUGUCUGUAUUUUUUUUCGAUUAUGCAGUCCCAUUUAUCCUUUGUUAAUAGUUGAAGGUGGAUUUACUUUAGAAUCCCUUUGUAACCUUUCAACAUAACGAGUAAUAAAGAAAUUAAACAACGAAGAUACAAGGAAAGCAAUGCCAGAAUAGAGGGCUUGCUCGUUUCCUUAUUUCAAAGACUUAAGAGAUUUAUUAACCCUGAGUCUAGUUUAUGUACUAGAUGUUGGUUGUUCUGAUCAAGUCUGUAUAACUCUAAAGGGUUUUGUGUUGUUGCCAAUGAAAUCACAUAUAUUUGCAUACAUUCUUUCAGACCAAUGACAAAUGUUUCACGAAUUAUGGUGAGUAAUGUUUAUGGGUUCAGCUAAUUGCUGCUAUCUAUAAAACUACAAAGCUGUGCAUCUAACAAUGAUACAUUUUUGUCUUUCUUUUUUUUUUCAAAUACAUUUUUCCAGUCUUGAUAUAAAAAUAAACAAGUAUUUGUGUAGCUUUUCCUUUGUUUAGUAUUAUAAAGAGUCUUGAGCCUUCCGUAUAAAUGCAUGUAUUUUCUUUUUGAAUAAAUAAACCGUUUU
Xyrauchen texanus (razorback sucker) is the source of this 1997-nucleotide messenger RNA. Its product is annotated as periphilin-1-like. Gene Ontology annotation, biological process: protein localization to heterochromatin; negative regulation of gene expression, epigenetic; negative regulation of DNA-templated transcription. The coding region runs from base 204 to 1256 and encodes 350 amino acids. The record is from RefSeq and is a predicted model, not a curated record. The transcript has 10 exons. Gene Ontology annotation, cellular component: nucleoplasm. Lineage: Eukaryota; Metazoa; Chordata; Actinopteri; Cypriniformes; Catostomidae.